AUGACGUCCGAAAACCUUAAAGCCUCGCAUUUCCAAACCGCUGUCUACUUUGCCUUUGGAUUCUUCUUUUCGANUUACCUGUCCCAACAUGUUCUUGUCACUCCUUACACGAAUCAUCUUCUUCAACCUUGUUUCUCCUGGUCUNAUCUUUGUAGUAUGUUUUAUAUCGCUUUUCUUGAAGUCUUGCAGAGGAUAGCUUUUUGGCUAUUGAGCACAGGUUCGUCUCCACUAAAAUUAAACGAUGCUACUACUCGUGCGAAAAUCGUCAAAUGCAAAGAGUCCUUGUGGAAACUGUUGUACUAUGCUGGUUGUGAAUUAUUUGUUCUCGGAUUCGUUUAUCCAGAGCCGUGGUUUGGAGAUAUUAAACUCUACUUCCACGGAUGGCCUAAUCAAGAGCUCAAGUCUUCUCUAGAGCUUUUCUAUAUGUGCCAGUGUGGGUUCUAUGUUUAUAGUGUUGCUGCGUUGCUUGCGUGGGAGACCAGAAGAAAGGACUUUGCUGUCAUGAUGUCUCAUCACAUAAUUACUAUCAUCCUCAUUGGCUCCUCAUACUUAGUGGGCUUCUUUAGAAUUGGAUCAAUCANUGAUAUGACAAUACAAACUCUUGUUCAACCUCAUAUUAAAACGGAUGUCCGACCAACAGCUUUUGCACCUCUGCUAGUCUCCUUGUAA
Messenger RNA from Camelina sativa (false flax), 669 nucleotides. Lineage: Eukaryota; Viridiplantae; Streptophyta; Magnoliopsida; Brassicales; Brassicaceae. The record is from RefSeq and is a predicted model, not a curated record.